Messenger RNA from Diospyros lotus (date-plum), 2411 nucleotides. Its product is annotated as transcription factor bHLH62-like. The transcript has 7 exons. The coding region runs from base 287 to 1915 and encodes 542 amino acids. NCBI's taxonomy places the organism in Eukaryota, Viridiplantae, Streptophyta, Magnoliopsida, Ericales, Ebenaceae. Gene Ontology annotation, cellular component: nucleus. The record is from RefSeq and is a predicted model, not a curated record. Gene Ontology annotation, biological process: regulation of DNA-templated transcription. Gene Ontology annotation, molecular function: protein dimerization activity; DNA-binding transcription factor activity.
CUUCUUCUUCUUCUUCUUCUUCCCCCUCCUCCUCCUCUGCAUUUGAUUGAUUUUGCUUUUUCAGCACCCAACGCAAUCUCCCCCUCGCUAACCACUGGCACCCCAGCCCCCACCAUCAAAAUGCCAUCAUCAAUCAUAUUGAUUGAGCUGAACCUUUCCCCCACCCACUGACUAUACUUCUUGUCCUCUGCUUCUUCUUUCUUCUUCUUCUUCUUCUUCAUCCACCAACAGCUUCAAAAAUUCAUUGUCAUUCUCGUUUGCCCCCCCUUUUUCCACCAGUUCCACCAUGGAGAAAGGCUACUUCAUCAAUGAUGGCAUUCCAUUUCCACCCCCAUUCCACAUGGAGCCUGCGCCUACUACUGCUAUAAUUCCCACUUGGGACUCAGCCCCGCACCUGAAUUGCUCGUCGGGCCAAUCCUCUGCCGCUUCUUUCUUCAACAACAGCUGCAACUGGGACGACAAAUCACGGCACCACUUCGACUCUACCCUCAGCCCCAUGGUCUCCUCUACCCCAGCUUCCACUAACAGCUUAGCAAUCCGGGAGCUAAUUGGAAAGCUCGGCGACAUUUGCAACUACGCCGACAUCUCUCCUCCUCCCCCUCCCUUGCUGGCCAACAAUUCGCGUUUGAGUUCACCCUCUAAGCAGCUACAUUUGCCCCCGAUUAUGGACCCUUCUUGCGCUUUUCUGAAAGAAAACUUGGGCAAUCCGAUGUCCCCCAAUCUGCCAGCACUUUCAGGCGAUCCCGGGUUUGCCGAGAGGGCAGCCAAGUUCUCCUCCCUCGGAAGCAACAGUUUCAAUGGCCGCAUGACCCAAUUGGGAUUGAACAACAACAACAACAACAACACUGAAUUGCAAUACAGAUCUAGUCCACCCCUGGGCAGCGCCAAGCUGGCUAGAGUUUCAAGUAGUCCUUCUCUCAGGGCAUCCGGAUCUCCGAUGGCUACUCAACAAAACAAGACUUUUGCACAGACCCAAACGGAAAUGUUCCGGUCAACUAAUUGUUCAGACACAAAAUUCGGUGGUAAAUUAGCCGAUGAAUUCCCCAGCAGUUCCAAUCAGGGGUCCCCUGUUUCUCAGCAAAACGCAAACGGUGAAACCGGGUUAACAACUCCAAGUGAUUCGAAUCACAGGAAGAGGAAAGCAGUUUCCAGAGGAAAAUCCAAGGAGAUUGCUACAGCCCAGCGUACUAAUGACGCAAAGGUAGCAGGGACAGAAGAUAACCCGAAUUCAAAGCGAUGCAAAUCUACUGGAGGUAAUAGGAACGAAAAUGGCUGUGGAAAUACAGAGGAAGAAACGAAAGGGUUGGCUGACGGAGCAGGGGAUAAGGAUCAAAAUCAAGUAAAUGCAAACCCAAGGGCUCCUGAGCCUCCAAAGGACUACAUUCAUGUCAGAGCAAGAAGGGGCCAGGCUACCGAUAGCCAUAGCCUUGCAGAAAGAGUUAGACGGGAGAAGAUCAGUGAACGAAUGAAGCUUCUCCAAGAUCUUGUUCCAGGAUGCAACAAGGUGACUGGAAAAGCACUUAUGCUUGAUGAAAUAAUAAACUACGUGCAAUCAUUGCAGCGUCAAGUUGAGUUUCUAUCAAUGAAGUUAGCUUCCGUGAAUCCAAGAUUGGAUUAUAACUUGGACAGUCUUUUCUUGAAGGAUGUAUUUCAGACCCCUCCUCCUCCUCCUCCUCAUCCAAUAAAAUCAUCUCCUUUCUUUGGACAACAGCAGAGCCAGGAAAUUCCACAAGCUCGCACCAAUGGGGCAUUGACACAAUCCUCGGUGAACCCUAUAAACACCCCUAUAGGCCGAAACAUUUGCACUCAAUUACCUCUGGCUGAAGAAUUUGGCCAGUUUCCAGCUUUGUGUGAAGACGACCUGCAAAGCAUUGUUCAGAUGGGGUUUGGCCAGAAUGGGAACCUCGACAUCUGAUUCUCAUAUGAAGAUUGAACAGUGAUAACCCUUGCGGCCCAGAAGAAAAAGGAAGGCUGCUGUACAUAGGAAGGAGAGAAAUUCAUUAAUCUGAUCAGCUCGAUCGAAUCAAGACGACGCACGGCACGGCACCUUUUUUUUCCUCUUACAAUUGAUCAUUUUCUCUUAAUCAGGCAUUGGGGCUUCCUUUUUUUUUUUUGGGGGGGGGGGGGGGGAGGAGGAGGCUGGUUUGUUACAGCAUCCAAUGCCAAUUCCUUAACCAAGUGAUCUGUUUUUUAUGAUGAAUAGUAGUUAUAUAUGGCAUUGGGAGCCAGCCACAUGUAAGAUACAUAUUUGUUAGUAGGAAGGAGGGAGGAAAAAUUUCAGUAGCUUCAUUUCUUUUUCCAACCAAUUCCACAUUUGUCGUACUACUGCGGAUGAUUGAAAUCAUCACACGCGCGCGCACACGCACAUAUAUCAGUUUCAACAAGAUUUAUCGUGAUCUCCUUCACCACUC